GCAGCGACAGCUUCCAAACCGCCGUUUAGCUCCAACUGAGACGUUGUGUCGCAGACUGACAAACUACAGCUUCUUUACGAGCGGCCAUGGAGGUGCAGACGCGUUACUUCUUCUGGGUACAACUUCUCACAGCUUGUCUGGUGUUUGGGGUGAAAGGUGACCCCUGUGCUGAGAAUGUUUGUAACAAUGGAGGAACCUGUGUGACUGGCACAGGAACUCCUUUCAUUUGCAUCUGCCCUGAUGGCUUUUCUGGAGAAACCUGCAAUGAGACUGAGACGGGACCAUGUAGCCCCAACCCUUGCAAGAAUGAUGGCGUCUGUGAGUCCCGCCGAGGUGAUGUCUUCACUGAUUAUGUCUGCAGAUGUCAGCCCGGCUUUGAAGGAAGUUACUGCCAGACCAGUGUCCAGGGAGCAGAUUUAACCUCUCCAACAGAUGUAAACGACUGUGCUGGCCAGCCGUGUGAGAACGGUGGCACCUGCAGAGACUUGGAUGGAGAUUUCAAAUGCCACUGCCCUCCUCCAUAUGUGGGCAGACAUUGCCAACUGCGCUGUAUUUCUCUGCUCGGCAUGGAGGGAGGAGGCAUCGCCGAGUCCCAGAUCUCUGCCUCAUCAGUCCGCUACAGCAUGCUGGGCCUCCAGCGCUGGGGUCCGGAGCUUGCCCGUCUCCACAAUAAGGGGCUGGUCAAUGCCUGGAGUGCAGCUGCUCAUGACAAGAAUCCAUGGAUUGAGAUCAACAUGCAGAGAAAGAUGCGCUUCAUCGGCAUUGUGACGCAGGGUGCAAGUCGCAUUGGUACAGCGGAGUUCAUUAAGGGCUUCAAAGUGGCUUCCAGUGUGGAUGGCAAGACAUACACCAUGUACAGGACUGAAGGACGGAGAAAGGACCAAGUUUUUGUGGGGAACGUGGACAAUGACAGCAUUAAGACCAACUUUUUCGACCCCCCAAUUAUCGCUCAGUACAUCCGCAUCAUUCCUGUUGUGUGUCGCAUGGCCUGCACCCUGCGCAUGGAGCUGGUGGGCUGUGAACUCAACGUAUAUUCAAAUACUUCAGGUUGUUCGGAGCCCAUGGGCAUGAAGUCUCGACUGGUGUCGGACCGCCAGAUCACAGCCUCAAGCACCUUCUCUACCUGGGGCAUCGACGCAUUCACUUGGCUGCCACACUAUGCUCGACUGGACAAGCAGGGCAAGACCAAUGCUUGGAUUCCCGCCACCAACGCCCCGUCUGAAUGGCUGCAGGUGGAUCUGUUGGCUCCCAAGAAGAUAACAGGAAUCAUCACCCAGGGGGCAAAAGACUUUGGCUCUAUCCAGUUUGUUUCGUCUUUCAAAGUAGCCCACAGUAAUGACGGAAGGACCUGGACUGUACUCAAGGAUGAAAGCACAGGCAAAGACAAGAUCUUUCCUGGUAACAGUGACAACAAUGUUCACAAGAAGAACAUCUUUGAUCCGGCAUUCUACAGCCGAUAUGUCCGCAUCCUGCCUUGGGAAUGGCACGAGCGCAUCACCCUUCGAAUGGAGCUCCUGGGCUGCGAUCAGUAGCACAGACCUGAACCUACGUCCUCUCACCUCCCUUUUCUCUCCCUCCCUCCCUCCCUUCUCCUUCAUUACGUUCCUCCUGAGCCAAACCUGCACUGCCUUGCUCUCAGCCCUAGGGGGCGGCAAAUGAUAGCGUAGCGCACCACCAAAACCCUGGCUGGUCAGAGGUGGGAGUUGUUACCCCUAACCACUGUGAGCAGGAUCUUGAUUCAGCUAAACAUACCUAUUCUUUCCUCUUCUCUUCUGUUUUGAAUCAAAUCUGUGAUCACUUCAAGAAGCAGAGCGGAGUCCGGUCGUAUCCCACAUGUUUGCUUAAAUAAAAGGUGGUUAGUUCCUCCUUGCUGUGUCAGACGUCAGGGGUAACACAACUGCUGGUGUAUCAGUUGCUGCGGCUUGAACUCUGAUCCUAGAUUUAGCUCUACCUGGAACAGUGUACCUCCGAGACCCGCAGCUGGUGAUGUACAUAACCCACCAUGAAACAGCCUCCACACAACCUUUAUUCCAACACUUAACCUCCCUUCAACUCAGACAGUAUCUAUAUGAUCUUUCCACCAUGCAGUAAAACAUACAGUUGUUUUUAUUCUCAAAAGAUAAUCUUUUCAUUGCAAGUAUUUUAGCAAGAAAAAUUUACAGUCAUAAAUAUGUUUACUGUGAUUCUAUUGUGAAAAGAAGUUAAUUGUUAAUAAAAGUUUAUAAUGGUGAAAAAAGUGAGUAGAGAUGACAUACUAAUCUUCACAAUGUGUGCUUUGGCAUUCUCUACAUGUCUUUGCUGUGAUUUAGACAUUAAAACCAGUUUUUGUUCUUCUUCUA
Girardinichthys multiradiatus is the source of this 2339-nucleotide messenger RNA. RefSeq names its product milk fat globule EGF and factor V/VIII domain containing b (gene mfge8b). Lineage: Eukaryota; Metazoa; Chordata; Actinopteri; Cyprinodontiformes; Goodeidae. The coding region runs from base 87 to 1532 and encodes 481 amino acids. The transcript has 11 exons. Gene Ontology annotation, molecular function: calcium ion binding. The record is from RefSeq and is a predicted model, not a curated record.